Molecule: messenger RNA, 3843 nt
Organism: Penicillium diatomitis
Lineage: Eukaryota; Fungi; Ascomycota; Eurotiomycetes; Eurotiales; Aspergillaceae
Product: EF hand domain protein
Exons: 6
Coding region: 1-3843 (1280 amino acids)
Biological process (GO): endocytosis; endosomal transport
Cellular component (GO): cytoplasm; plasma membrane
Molecular function (GO): protein binding; calcium ion binding
Source: RefSeq, a predicted model, not a curated record
AUGGCUGAUGCUCCACAACGGCACCCGAAUCUAAAUUUGACGCCGGAGGAGAAGCGCGUAUUUUACCAGCUCUUCCAGGCUGCUGACACGACCAACCUCGGCGUGAUCACUGGCGAGAUUGCGGUGCCAUUUUUCGAGAAGACACAUCUGCCAUCCAGUGUGCUUGGCGAGAUAUGGCAGCUUGCAGACAAAGAGAACAGGGGUCUCUUGACUCCCUCUGGCUUCGGGAUCGUCCUUCGGUUGAUUGGACAUGCACAAGCUGGGCGUGUGCCCUCCGAUGAAUUGGCUUUGCAGCCUGGACCGAUUCCUCGAUUUGACGGUAUCGUUGUCGACAACACUCCAGCACCCAGUGAAUCUGGAACUGCUAGUCCUCCGCCUGGUGCUGGUCCUCCAGUUCGUGUACCACCGUUGCAGCCAGAAGAUGCUCACAAGUUCCUCUCGCUGUUUGAGAAGUCAGAUACCCCCAAUGGCAUGAUAUCAGGUGAAACCGCGAAACAGAUCUUUGAGCGCGCGCGUUUACCCAAUGAGGUCCUUGGUCGGAUAUGGAAUCUCGCAGAUACAAAACAGCGUGGUGCUCUUGACGCUACUGACUUCAUCAUCGCAAUGCACCUUCUCACGUCCUACAAGGCCGGGACUCUUCGCGUCAUUCCCCAAACUUUGCCUCCACCUUUGUACGAGGCUGCCGCUCGGCGAGGAUCGGGGCGUGGUUCCUUUGGUGCGCGUGCGAACGUCCCCGCUGUCCCCAAUAUUCCCAAGCAAUUCAGUGGUCCCCAGCGUGCUAGCACUCCUCUUAGCCCUAAUAAUACCGGCCGACUAGCGUUCGGUGGCCCAAUUCCAGCUCAGCCUACAGGGGAUUGGCUCAUCAAUCCCCAGGAGAAAGCACACUUUGACACUAUCUUUGAGACGGUCGAUACCGCCAAGCUGGGAUCAAUUACCGGUGACCAGGCUGUCGCCUUUUUCAUGAAGGCUCAGCUUCCUGAGGAGGUGCUCGCGCAAAUUUGGGAUCUUGCGGAUAUUGAUGCCGACGGUCAGCUCAACCAUGAUGAGUUUGCCGUGGCCAUGUAUCUGGUGCGGCUGCAGCGGAGUGGAAAGGAGCCUCUUCCCCAAGUGCUGCCACCAGCGCUCAUCCCUCCGAAAAUGCGCCGUCAAGCUCCACAGUCUGUUGCUGCUCAGCCGCAGGCUCCCAUGCCUCCGCCUGCGCCUGCCCCUGUUCCACGGUCGGCUGCGGAUGACUUGUUUGGCCUUGACUCUCCACCGCAGCCAGUUGCACAGACUCAAUUCCCCCAAUCCACUGGUGGCUCAAAUACUGCGUUCCAGACACCUGGCUCCCCAGCUUCGCGAGGCUCGCCUCAAGUGCCGAAUACCCAAUUCAAGCCUUUUGUUCCGACAUCAAGCUUUGGCCAGACUCUGCAACCCCAGAUGACGGGGGCUUCUUCAGGGACACCAGCUCCCAUCCGCUCGCCGCCUCCUCCUUCAGACGACCUGCUGGGGGAUAAUGACCCGGAGGAAUCGAAGAAGCUUACUCAAGAAACCAGUGAUCUUGCCAAUCUUUCUAACCAGAUAGGCUCUCUAGCCAAGGAGAUGCAUACUGUGCAGGGCAAGCGUACCUCAGCGGAACAGAGCAUUACGCAAGCCUCUCAGCAGAAGCGGGACUUUGAGGCACGUCUAGCCCAAGCUCGCGCCAUGUACGAGCAGGAAGUUGCAAACUUCAAGGCUCUUGAAGAGCGCCUUCGGGUCUCGAGAGCCGAGACUGCCAAAUUGCAGCAAGAGUAUGCGUUGAUUGAAGGGAGCCGCCAGGACCUUCAGACUCAGUACAGUCAAGUGUCCAGCGCGCUCGCUACUGAUCAGCAAGAGAAUGCUAGCCUGAAGGAGAAGAUCCGCCAGGCCAACGCCGAGGUUGCUCAAUUGAAACCGGCUUUGGAAAAGGCUCGCUCAGACGCUCGCCAGCAAAAGGGCCUUGUUGCUAUCAAUAAAAAGCAGCUCGCCACUGUCGAGGGUGACCGUGAUAAGAUUCAAGGCGAGAUCGACUCUUUGGCUAAAGAGACUCCUCGGCACACUGAAUCUCCAACGCCUGUCAGCUCGGCUGCGGAUGUCACCAGUCCUGCAUUGUCCACUGCCAGUCAGAACACCAACCCCUUCUUCCGUCGUCCAACAACCGCCCCUUCGAGUGAGCGGGCAAUGUCUCCUGAGACCACAACCGAGCAGCAAAAGGCAUUCGAUAACCUCUUCGGUCAGUCCAUUGCGUCUCAAUCUACUGGCGGUCCGCCUCCAACAUCAUUCCGUGCCGAGUCGCCGUUCGCAGCAAAUGCGCCUGCCACUUCGAAUGUUCCUACACCGUCUGCAUCCCCGGUGCCUGCAGUCUCUGUCCCGGGGGCCUUCCCCGAUGCUACGUUUGAAGGCCCAUUUGCUGGUUCAGCCGGUCACCUUGCACCAGGCUUCCCUCAAUCAAGCGACCAUCAAUCUGUGACUUCGUCCACCGUGGUUUCGCCGCCCGCCAGUCGUUUUGGUGGUCCUGAUACUACGGGAAUCGCGACUCCUUCUCAGGACGCCAGUGAUCGGGCCGGGACACCAUCGAUUGCCGAGUCCAGUGACUACAGCCGAGCUCCCCCUUCUGCGUCGGAAGACACGCCCGCUCGUUCGCCAUUUGAUGAACCGGGUGCUGCUGCUGGGGGCGUGAAGCAAACUCCCUCUUCAAUCUCCCCUAAUGUCACUGGAAAUCAGGAACCCACUAAGGACUUGUCCUUUGAUGAGCUAUUUGGCAGCAAGGCACACAAGAGAUCCGAGUCCCAGAAAGAAAAUGACUUUGAAGAGGCUUUUGCUUCCAUGUCGCAGAAGUCGGGCGAGAAACCUAGCGGGCCAGCCGCCGCUGCCGCCUCGACUUCUGAAUUCCCCCCGAUCCAGGAGCUGGACCAUGACGAAGAGGACGAUGAAAGCUCAGAUGACGAGGGUGGCCUUGGCUUUGACGAUAACUUUAACCCUGCUUCUCCCUCAAGCCCGCAUGCGGAGAAGAAGCUUGACGCAAUUGAUGCCGCUCAAUUGGCCUCGUUCCCAACACCUGGAUCCGCCCCUCCUCCAGCGGCUGAUGCUCAGCUCAGUCCGCCUCAUUACGAAGAUAGUACGGCUGGGGAGACAAGCAAUUUGCCAGCCGAGUACAAAGACCUGUUGCCUGAGCGCGCAGAUCCCACGACUGCGCCGGAUGCGCCUCAUUCAGUUCAAUCUAGCAGCGGCGAGCCCAUAAUCCCUGAUGAGUCUCAGCAAAAAUCUGGGCCUGAGGUCGGGGCACCUGUGACUGGUGGCGCAAAGGUCGGCGGACCUGAUUUCGACGCGGCUUUUGCUGGACUCAAUCUCGCACCCGCUAAGGAAAUUGACGAUGAUGACGAAGACGAUGAAGCUGAUGCUAUUCACCAUAAGGAAGCCAAUGACUUUGACUUCUCGUUCGACUCGCCGGCCCAGACUCAUCAUGGAGCUUCUUCCAGCGGCGAUGUCGCUCACGCCGGAUCGUCGAACUUCUUCUCGUUUGAUGACCAUACUUCGACUGCGCCCGUUCACGCAACGACCACAAAUGCUACUACCUCCAACGAAGGUAACGGCAAGGAGGCUGGACACGAUUGGGAUGCCCUCUUUGCCCCACUCGAAGGCGCCAAGGCCGCUCCAGAGGAAUCUGACGGCAACGCGAACACGAAGGCACCUGGCUGGGCCCUCGGAACUGAAACUGGAGAAGAUGACCUUCUCUUGCAGCGACUGACGGGCAUGGGGUUCCCUCGUGAGGACUCACUUGCAGCUUUGGAGAAGUUCGAUUACAACAUUGACAAGGCUGUCGACUACUUGACCUCCAAGGCUUGA